UCCCCCACCCUCCCCUCUCCAUUAUUCCUUUUUUUCCCCUUUUCGAAACCUUUCACAAUGUUAUCAUUAGCAUUUCUACAGGCACCAUCUCGGUGGGGGGAAAAAGCCAAGCCAAGCCUAGCUUAGGGUUUCUGCCAAACAAAGAAAGAAAGAAAAAAAAAAAUCACGGGUCAAAAAGAUCACAAGAUUCGGAAGAAUUGUUUUAUCUUUACACUUGUGUGUGUCUGUUAUGCGCAUCCGUAUUUCUUGGAUUUGUGGGUUUCGGCUCUGAGCCGUGAUGCGUCGCAAGAUGUGUGUGGUAGUGGUCUUGGCCAAAGCAGAUGACUUGUGAUUGUCGGAGUAAAAGGAGCGCUUUUUUUAUUUUUAUUUUCCAGAGACGUAUUGGUGAAGCAAUUCAUAUGCCUGUAUAGGUUUCUUUCUGUGUUUUCUGCUUCUGGGUUCAUUCAAUGCUGCAGCUUUAACCUUGUGAAAAUGGGAUCUCCCUGAUCUCCUUCUCCCUGGUUUUUGCCACUUGCUGUUAAAGAAAUGCUGGGUUUGCUUCUGUAGUUCUUGUUUGUUUAAUAAGGGGGAUUUCAUGGUAUUGGAGGAUCAGAUUGUAUUAGUGGCACAGUAUGGGUUUUCUUGGUGGUAUCAGUUUGCCACAAUGUAGAUAUGUGAUUUUCCCGGAUCAACGGAUGUCUGUUGAGGAUGGAGUAUAAGUAGAAUUUUGGUUUUUUUUGCUUUCUUGUUUUUUGGGGGGCAGAGUUGAAGUGAAUCUUGUUGAUUUUAACUGUUUAUUUAUGAUGGAAGAUAUCGGGUUGUUUAAGCAAGCAUGGAUAUGGUUACAAUCCAAGAAGGGCUGUUACUCUCCUGUGAGGAAAACCAUGGGCUGCUUAAGGGACAGAGUUUUGAACUUUAUAGAGCGGCAUUGGCCGAUGGUCUGUUACUGUUGUGUGAGGCUGGGGAAAGAUCUACUGAUGCUCUUAGGUUGCUGGAAGGAUUGUAUUAUUCAGGGAUUUAAGUCAUUUUUUGGGCUUGGAUCUGCAGCUUUGCUUGUUAUCAUGUGGAGUUGCUUCAUGAGUUUAACUUCACUCUCUUGCCUGGUUUAUGUGCUUCUUAGUAUGGGAGGCGCCGCGGCUGCCAUUCAGUAUUUAGGAUAUACUUCCGGACUUUUUAUUGUUGGCCUCUUUUCUAUUUUAAUUUUGUGGAUGUAUGCAAACUUUUGGAUAACCGGUGCAUUGUUUUUUGUGGGAGGUUAUCUAUUUUCUUCAAACCAUGCAAGGCUACUGGUUCUUAUGGCAGUUAUAUAUUCUAUUUACUCUGUCAAAGUUCGAGUCGGGUGGCAUGGAGUUUUUAUCUCUAUUAACCUUUCUUUCCUCUCAAAUGGAAUCCUCAACUACUUACUUCACCGGUAUGACAUCUUGCGCGAAAGCAAUCAAGACACUCAUUUUGAGGAGCAGCAUAUAGAACAUGAUUCUUUCAAUGAGGAAGAAUUCUCUACCGGAUACGAAUCUUCUAAUCACAGCAAUGAAAGCACUGAAAAGGUGCAUUCAUGCAAAUCAUCGAGCAAACCUUCUGUUACCACCACCACCACCACCACAGUCAUAACCAAAAAGACAGAAGUUUUAGCCAAACAAGUUUCCAAGGAUGACAUAAAUUCAUUAGCUGAGAUGAAGCGGAUUAUAAAUAGUGCCGACCACUAUGAAGCCAUAGGGUUUUCUCGCCAGAAAAAAAUCGAUACUCUCCUUUUGAAAAAGGAAUACCGGAAAAAGGCCAUGCUUGUGCACCCUGAUAAAAAUAUGGGAAGCCCACUGGCAAGUGAGUCAUUCAAGAAACUUCAGUCUGCUUAUGAGGUUCUUUCUGAUGCCGUGAAGAAGAGGGACUAUGAUGAGCAGCUGAGGAAAGAAGAGUCUAAGAUAGUGAUGCAUAGAUCAGCAGGGCCUUCUAAUAGAGACACUGCAUCGGAUUACUGCUCCGAAGAAUCUAGGUGUAUACAGUGUACAAAAUGUGGCAAAUCACACAUUUGGGCUUGCACUAAGAGGACAAAGGCUAAAGCCAGAUGGUGUCAGGAUUGCUGUCAGUAUCAUCAAGCCAAAGAUGGAGAUGGAUGGGUAGAACAUAGAGGAUCAUUGGGCUUUGAUCGACCUCAAAAGAUGGAGAUACCCCGCGCAUUUGUUUGUGCAGAGAGCAAGAUAUUUGACGUCUCAGAAUGGGCAAUAUGUCAGGGGAUGUCUUGCAGACCAAACACACAUAGACCAAGCUUCCACGUGAACAUGGUUGGGCUGGAGAAAUCAAACCAGAGGUCGACGAAUUCAAGCACCAGGAGGUAUCCAUGGGAUUUGGAUGCUGAUCAGGUGACAGACGAAGAAGAAGAAGAGUUUGAGCUUUGGCUCCAGCAAGCUUUAGCAUCCGGAAUCUUCACGGACACCCCCAAGCGCAGAAAGACUUGGAGUCCCUUCAAACUGAAUCAGAUGAAGGGAAAGAAGCAAUGGCGACGGUUCUCUUGAAAAACCCAAAGAACCCCCCCACAGCUUUUAGUCUGAUCAGAAAGAAAGAAAGAAAGCCAGUGAUGAUGAAUGCCAAGAUCAUGCUGCCAUGGAUUUCUGGAUAACCUCGUAACAAUGAAAAGAAAAAAAAAAGAAAAAGAAAAAGAUGGGAAUGAUUGGGAAGAGUCAAAAUGGAGCAUUAUAAAUGACUUGUUUCUUUAUUCCCCAUUUGUAAAUAAACAUAUUUGCAGUUUUUCUGGCAGCAUUUCUUUUUGCUGCAUUCAGAUUUUUGUGGAUUAAAGUGGGGGAACAGAAUGAAUCUCUACCACCCACCACCAUUGCCUUUCUCCUUUCAAUAAAUAAAAAAAAAUGAAUAACAAACCCAAUA
Cuscuta campestris is the source of this 2853-nucleotide messenger RNA. NCBI's taxonomy places the organism in Eukaryota, Viridiplantae, Streptophyta, Magnoliopsida, Solanales, Convolvulaceae. The record is from the annotation of a GenBank genome assembly.